CGAACGCAGGAAGUGAGGAGAGACAGGCGCCUUUUCUGAGCUCAUGUUGUCAGGCAAAAAGUAGCUGUAAAAUAAGCAUUCAUUUUUUUAGCAGUAGAAAACCACAUUCAAAGAUACACACCCCCUUAAAACUGAAACUACACUCAAUGGCUACUAAAAAGAAGCGGACUCAGAGUGCACACACUGACAGCUGGGUUGUCAUGGCUGCAGACUCUGUCAUCGACACACAGAAGGACGACAGUGACCCAGCUUUUGUGAGGUUAAGAAAUCCUUCUACAGAUGCAGCCUCUCUGUAUUUGCUCUGUAGCGGAGACGUUCAGCUGUUUGAGGUCAAAGCGUUUGAAGAAGAAUUCCACUCCUGGUUUGUUGGUCAGACGGUACAGAGAGAUGGGAGACUUCUGUUUGUAACACCGAUGGAUCCACUCUACCUCAUCUUACCCUAUUUGAUCAAAUCUGACAAAGAGGGGAAGUUUCAGCCCAUGGAUCAGGUUGUUAUGGAUGAAGAAUUCGCAGCUUGUUCGAGGCUCCUGAGCUGCACACGUUCCCUGACCUCCCUGCACCACGUCGCAGAGGAAAAAGAGGUGGGAAACCUGAAGUUCCAUCGAUACAGUCAAGAGAAAACAUUGAACUGGUUGAAGAGAAAGGUGGAGAGAACGGUCACUGCACUUAAGAAGAGACAUAUCUCAGUUGGAGAAGGAGUCAAAUCCUCAACUUAUGUGAGAGUAAAGUCCGAGUCAGACUAUAAUGAAGAGGACUACCUACGCUACGCCCAUGGCCUGAUAUCAGAGUACAUCAGUGAAGACCUGAGCAAAGCCCUCCUCUCACACUUGCAGUUACCGGAGCUCACAAGCCCAAAAGAGACAGAACCCCCUUCAAAGAAGCGAAAACUUUCAGACAAUCCAGUGGAGGCCGGAGAGGACUACACCAAAUUCAACAGUGCAGACUUCACCCGCAAACCGCCCAAGAAGAUGACUACCGCUCAGAAAACUCUGGCCAAGGUGGACAAGUCUGGCAUGAAGCCCAUGUCGUCCUUCUUCAGCCCCAAGGUCAAAGCAGAGAAGAAAUGAAUGUUGUGCAGCUGCUGGUUUGUAGAUGACGCAUUUGUAAUAAAGGAAAGAAAAUGUG
Molecule: messenger RNA, 1125 nt
Organism: Labrus mixtus (cuckoo wrasse)
Lineage: Eukaryota; Metazoa; Chordata; Actinopteri; Labriformes; Labridae
Gene: rnaseh2b
Product: ribonuclease H2, subunit B
Exons: 11
Coding region: 147-1067 (306 amino acids)
Biological process (GO): RNA catabolic process; ribonucleotide metabolic process
Cellular component (GO): nucleoplasm; ribonuclease H2 complex
Source: RefSeq, a predicted model, not a curated record